CCUUAGCUUGGAAGGGGCCACCUGGGCCUAGCCCAGAGCGACACUGUCCCUACCCCCAACCCCUCUCAGUGGAGGCCCCACCUGUCCCUGAGAACUGGAAAGAUGGAAAGCUAAACUCUCACCACCCAGAGCCAGCAGAUUCCAGCAAGUCCCCCACCCAAGGGAGGACCCCAGCCACUUGCCUCAGCCCUCCUCAGUCUGGUCCAGUCCCCUCCACCCUUGCCAUGGCCAACUACUAUGAAGUGUUAGGUGUGCAGUCCAGUGCUUCCCCUGAGGACAUCAAGAAGGCGUAUCGAAAGCUGGCUUUGCGUUGGCACCCAGACAAGAACCCUGACAACAAGGAGGAGGCUGAGAAGAAAUUCAAGCAAGUGUCUGAGGCCUAUGAGGUCUUGUCGGACUCUAAGAAACGCUCUAUGUAUGACCGGGCAGGCUGUGACAGCUGGAGGGCUGGUGGCGGUGGCAAUGUCCCCCAUGGCAGUCCCUUCGGUGCUGGCUAUUCCUUCCGCAAUCCUGAGGAUAUCUUCCGUGAGUUCUUUGGGGGACUGGACCCUUUCUCCUUUGAUUUCUGGGACACCCCAUUCAGCGACCGUGGCCGGACCCAUGGUUUACGUGGGGCCUUCUCUUCGGGUUUCGGUGAGUUCCCAGCGUUCAUGGAAGCCUUUUCAUCCUUUGACACCCUGGGCCGUGGCGGGGUCAGCCGCACCACCUUCUCAUCCACUUCCAUCGGUGGCUCCAGCUCAAGCAACUCAGGGUUUAAGUCAGUGAUGUCAUCCACGGAGAUGGUGAAUGGUCGCAAGGUGACCACCAAGCGGAUUGUUGAGAACGGCCAGGAGCGUGUGGAGGUGGAAGAGGAUGGACAGCUCCGGUCAGUAACCAUCAAUGGCAAGGAGAAGGUCAUGCGGGUGGACAGCAAGUGAGAGCCACCCAGCCCAGCCCUGGGCCAGUCACCAUCACAAGGGGCCACAGUAGUCGCAAGCUAAUGGUUAAUAAAUGUGCCAAGUGAGUU
Messenger RNA from Phodopus roborovskii (desert hamster), 1006 nucleotides. It is a transcript of the gene Dnajb8, whose product is annotated as DnaJ heat shock protein family (Hsp40) member B8. Gene Ontology annotation, cellular component: endoplasmic reticulum membrane; cytosol. Gene Ontology annotation, biological process: positive regulation of proteasomal ubiquitin-dependent protein catabolic process; protein refolding. Lineage: Eukaryota; Metazoa; Chordata; Mammalia; Rodentia; Cricetidae. Gene Ontology annotation, molecular function: Hsp70 protein binding; ATPase activator activity. The transcript has a single exon. The record is from RefSeq and is a predicted model, not a curated record. The coding region runs from base 225 to 917 and encodes 230 amino acids.